Molecule: messenger RNA, 309 nt
Organism: Trypanosoma rangeli
Lineage: Eukaryota; Euglenozoa; Kinetoplastea; Trypanosomatida; Trypanosomatidae
Exons: 1
Coding region: 1-309 (102 amino acids)
Source: RefSeq, a predicted model, not a curated record
AUGCGUCAUGCCUUAUUCUCCACUUCUCCAAAGAGGGGCUCGAAUAUCCCGUUGUGGGGUUUCCCCAUCCAGCAUCUGUUGAAAACCCUCUGCAAGGAGCAUGCGGGGAAGCGCAGGAGGCGCAACGGCCUCCAGGGCACCGAGCACGCGUUGGAUAAAGUGUUCCUGAUUAAAGAAAGCAUGCCGUUAAAGAGCCGCAGCAGACCCCGCACCCUGCACACGCAGUGGAAUCACGUGGCGCAGAAAACUUCUGCUUCACCUCCCGCAGUGCACCAUCUACGGAAGAGGAAGAGGAGGCCACAGGAGUAA